CUAAGAUACUCUAAAGUCCGACGCUUCCCUCGGGUUCCCGUCGCGCGCUGACAUUGAUUCUUCCUCUCUUCUCUUCCCCUGUCAUACGCCAGGAUUGCAGUGAUACUGUUCUUCAUUCUACGCGCUUCAAAAUGGCUUCUGCGACCGGAAUCCCGCCUAAUUCCGCUGCCGCGCGCGGCCAGAGCGAAGAAGAACCGCUCCUCGGUAGAAGAGGCGAUGCAAGUCAGAUGCAGGGUCAGCCGCUGUAUCACAACUUGUGGAUUGGUACUGCUCCCAUCGCCCAAGCCGGCAUCUGGAUCCUUGCCGCCAUAGUCUGGGGAGCCAUCUUCUCCAACAAACUCAUCUUCUUCUCCGCGCAUCCGCUUCUCAAUUCUGCCGGCUUCCUCCUCGCCAUCCAAGCAGCCCUCAUCCUGCAACCCACGCACACGCCCGACCAAAAGCGCGCCGGCACACUCGCCCACUUCCUCUUCCAUGUCGUCGGCGCAUCCGCCCUAACCGCCGGCCUCAUCAUCAUCGAAAUCAACAAGCAGGGUCCCGGCCAUGAGCACUUUGCCUCUGCACACGCUCGCCUCGGCCUGGCUUUUUACGUUCUUGUAUACCUCCAGGCCCUUGUCGGCUUCACUCAGUACUACGUGCCGCAGCUAUAUGGCAGUGUCGAGAACGCUAAGAGCAUCUACAAGUACCAUAGGCUCUCCGGUUACUUUAUCGCUGUGCUGGGUCUAGCUACUAUUUGCGCGGCUACGUGGACUACAUACAAUAUUUAUGUAGGACAUAUGCAGCAUUGGGCGGUGAUUACGGCCAGUGUGCUUGUCUUGGUUGGUGUGGUGCCUAGGAUUCGGUUGAGCAAACUUGGGAUUAAGAGACAGGGUGAGGUUAGGUUGUAGAUUGUUGUGAGGAUGUUUAUUGUUGUUGCAUGAAGAAAAGGAGAGUUAGACUGGGAGGCAUGGGGUACGAUGUUUGAUAUGACGAGGAAUGCGUACACUUGGUUCAUUUGAAGGAUAGGGAGGUGGAUGGAUUGAUGAGAACAUGAAGGCGGGGAUAACGUUUGUCUUGUUAAAAUUCAUUUUCAUAGCGUGUUAUGAUAUUUUUUUUUU
Molecule: messenger RNA, 1094 nt
Organism: Bipolaris sorokiniana ND90Pr
Lineage: Eukaryota; Fungi; Ascomycota; Dothideomycetes; Pleosporales; Pleosporaceae
Exons: 4
Coding region: 132-884 (250 amino acids)
Molecular function (GO): transmembrane monodehydroascorbate reductase activity
Source: RefSeq, a predicted model, not a curated record